AUGGCGCAAUUUGCAAUCCCUCAUUCCGAGAGAGUCUUUUUCUUGUUGAUGCUCUCCGUUGUACUAUUAACGGCAGGGAUGCUGUUAGUAGUAUCGUGUCUGGAGAUUCAUGCAUCGUUCCUCAUUAAGACGGAAUCCUCAUCAUCAUCUUCUCUUCGGAGUUUCAAUCAUAACAAUUCCAAUGAAGUAACGACCGCAGCACUGAGAGUCUCAACACUCGCGAGUUCCACCAACUCUGCAGAUUCAACAGUAGUACUCUUACGAUUUUCUAAUUGUAAUCAUACAGACCAUAUCAUGUUUGGCAUUGUUCCACUCAAUGAAACCAAUACGCUUUUGAAAUUCACCAAUCCUCAAUUUCCUUCUAAUUUUGCAUGCUCCACUAUUGUACUUUCUCAAUUUUAUGACAUUCCUGAGAGAUAUCAACAAAGUUUUUUCGCAAAACAAAAGGAAGUGAGAUUAAGUCCAACGGGAAUUCAAUACAAUUUAUGUGAAGUGAUUGGAAACUAUGAAAAACAAUUACAGAAACAGAGAGGAAUUAUGAAUUGCUCGCAAUUGUUGUGUGAUUCUGAUAUUCAAAAUGUUGUCACUAUUGUUGAUUCAUUGACUAGAGGAAAUACUUCAUUGGUUGAUUGGAUUAAUUAUUGCAGGUACUGUAAAUCAGAAGGAAUAUCAGAGGUGUGUUUACGAUCUCCGAGUUCUGGAGAUGCUCAAGUGAGAGCCAUGUUGCAGUCAUUUCCUACAGGUUUGCAAUAUUGUGGAAUGGACAUCUUUGGAUUACCCUUUUUAGUGAAGACUAAUCAAAUCACUCCUCAAACUUCCUUAUUGACCUAUUUCAGUAAUUACUCAUAUCUUUGUUAUUGUCCUGCCUUGGAUACUUUUGCAUUUUCAUGUAGCACGGCUCUCAUCUCCGACGAUCCAAUUCAACUGUAUUUUCAAGUUGCUGUUUUGGUGCUUGCCUUUGCAGUUCUAGUAUUUGUUUUCUUUAUCCCAAAAUUAUGGAAACUCUUCAAAACGCGUUCUGGAAGUUUCAUUACAAGUUGUUGCGUCAUGUUGACUGCUGCACUUACCCUUGCACAUUCCUUGAUUUCGAUUGUGGUCCCUCCACCUCUUUCCAUAACCAUUUCAACACAUUUACAAUAUUUUGCAUUGAUCUCAAUAUUAUAUAGUGUCUACUCUUGGUUAUUGGGUUUGUAUCGAUUGAUUUCAUUAGCAAAGGAUCGACAAGCUCCAAAAAGUUAUUAUGUGAUUCAUGCUUUUUUGAUAUGUGUGUUCUUGGCAAUUGGAGUGGUUACGUCAGUCGUUAUUGCAACUCAGAACGACGAAUCCAAGUUGUACCUAUUAAUUGCUGAAGUUUGUUUGGGGGUAAUUGUUGCUGUGUUUUUUGUAGUGGGAUCGGUGUGGGCUUACGUUGUCAUGAAGAAAAUCAGUGAUGUGAAUUUGAUGAGAACAGAUUUUGUAAGAUUUGUACUCUAUUCCACAUUUGUAAUCAUAGUAUUUUCAACAUCAUUCCUACUCGCGAUUAUAUUUAAUAGUAGUAAUCCUUCUUUCGCAGCCGUGUGUGGUUCGAUUGGAAGACUGGCCACGUAUGCCCUGUUUGUAGCAGUAGUUUAUGCUGAUUUUGAUCAAAAUGAAUUUAGGGAAUUCUAUGCUGCUUGCUCUAAAUUUGUGUACAAGUGUGUAAAAAAAGCAGAAUAUUCAUCUUACCAAGAAACUUCAGGUACUUCAUGGGUGACUAUGGAUUCUGCCAGUGUUAAUGCAGAUAUUACAACAAGUAGUACCUCCAAAUGA
This is a messenger RNA of Naegleria fowleri, 1788 nucleotides long. RefSeq lists its product as uncharacterized. The record is from RefSeq and is a predicted model, not a curated record. Bases 1 to 1788 code for a protein of 595 amino acids. NCBI's taxonomy places the organism in Eukaryota, Heterolobosea, Eutetramitea, Acrasida, Naegleriidae. The transcript is spliced from 3 exons.